Messenger RNA from Drosophila guanche, 894 nucleotides. RefSeq lists its product as uncharacterized. Bases 165 to 665 code for a protein of 166 amino acids. The record is from RefSeq and is a predicted model, not a curated record. The transcript has 3 exons. Lineage: Eukaryota; Metazoa; Arthropoda; Insecta; Diptera; Drosophilidae.
GAGCAACCGUUUGCAUCGCGCGCGCACUCUCCCACAGCACUCUCUGUCUGUUUGUGUCUCUCUCUCUCUCUGGUUAAAGGAUAGAAAAAGGAAGAGCGGCGCCACAGAGUCGCCUGCCAGUGCCGCAAAGGAUUCCCAGUUAUCAUUCCAGUUGCUGCUCCACCAUGACGGCAGUGCCCAUGAAAGCCCUCAUCGCGGGCGUCUUCUUGCUGGCCAAUGCCUGGCACAUUUCAGCUGGCCAUGAGCAGCAGCAGCAGCGGCAUCUGCAGUGUUGGCACUGCAGCUCGGACACCAUUGGAGCGGAGGACUUCUGCGAUGUGACCUUCCAGGAGGACAACAUACCCACGGAGCUCAUCAAGGAGCGGAACAUCAAUCUGCUGCGGAGCUGCAACAGCACCAUCAAUUCGGAUCACGAGCGGCCCGUGUGCCGCAAGACUGUCGAGGAGAACAAUGGCAAAAUUAUAACCAAACGCUUCUGCUACUACACCAACAAAUCGGAUCCCGUGGAGCUGUGCAACGUCACCAGCCCGGAGAAGAAUGUGCGGCGAAUAUUCUGCGAGGAUUGCCUCACGGACCGCUGCAACGGUGCCCCAGGACUGGUGGCCAUUAUGACAGCCAUACUUAUGAUUCCAAUACUUGGACUGAUUCCACAACUGUCCAUCUAAAUGAGGCGCAACUGAAGGAAGCAACUCUCCCUCACCCUCUCCCUCUCUAUGUCUCUGUCUUUGUAUUUUAGUUGGAACGUGAUAUUUUGCCUGUGGCCAGAAGCGGCGGGCUGUUUGCUGAUUAACAAUUUAGUUAGUUUAAUUUACACCUUAGCCUAGAUACAACUUCCCCCUCAAAGAUUACAGAUUACAGAUUACAGUUUACAGAUUUAUGGUUGCCAAGUUUGAA